Molecule: messenger RNA, 2711 nt
Organism: Phragmites australis (common reed)
Lineage: Eukaryota; Viridiplantae; Streptophyta; Magnoliopsida; Poales; Poaceae
Product: transcription factor PHYTOCHROME INTERACTING FACTOR-LIKE 13-like
Exons: 9
Coding region: 551-1729 (392 amino acids)
Biological process (GO): regulation of DNA-templated transcription
Molecular function (GO): protein dimerization activity; DNA-binding transcription factor activity
Source: RefSeq, a predicted model, not a curated record
CACCUCCCCCCUCUCCUUUCCAUCUCUCCGUCUCUGUCUGCAGGAAUCCAGUUCAGUUCAGCCGCACCGCAAUGCUGCUGUACAGCAGCUUAAAAGCAACCGCGGGCGCCCAGGUCCCCCUUGCCUCCUCUUCAACCUUCGCACUAGUUGCGCUGCUGAUAGCCCGAGCUGCUGCUCUCUAGCCUUAUUUCUUCACACUUCGAGCUGCUGCUCUCUGCUCCCUGAAGCAGGAUUGGAAGCUUUGGACGAGGAGGAGACAGCUAGCUGGGCAUAAAAUCUUGGAACCUGCCAGCGUCUCUUCUGAACCGAAACGAAUAAUCAUCAUCAAUGGUUGCGGUGAUCUGAGCGAUGAACCAGUUCGUCACUAAUUGGAGCAACAUGGGAGACAACUCCAGGCCACUCGGGUUCGCACUUUGAUUCCUUAAUUGAUUCGUCUUUAGGGCAGCUCCAAUGGUCCCAGCUAAGCAAGAAGCGGAUCUCACCUCAGCAUCUUCCUGCUCUCGAAGACGAUGACCUCAUUGAGCUGCUAUGGUGCAACGGCCAUGUCGUCAUGCAGAACCAGACCCAUAGGAAGGUACCGCCGAGGCCCGAGAAGACGGCGGGGUCGGCGGCUGCAGUCCCCGCGGCGGCGGCGCAAGAGGACGAGGCGGGCAUGUGGUUCCCGUUCGCGCUGGCCGACUCGCUCGACAAAGACGUCUUCUCGGAGUUCUUCUACGAAGCACCAGUGGCUGCACCGGUGGCCGCAGCCGCCGGCAAGUCCUGCAGGGACGUUCCAUUGGAGGACGGGGCAUUGGCGGUGUCCGAGGCUCCGUGCGACCUGAUGCCGCCGCCGAAAUCGACGCACAUGUCCAUCUCCACGCAGCAGACGAUGAGCCUGGCAGACGGCGGCGACGACGCCGGCGACCUGUCGGAGCUGGUCCGGAUAUGCAGCGCGGGGAAGGCGGGCGCGUCGUCGUCCAUGCUGAACGCGAUCGGAUCGAGCAUCUGCAGGAGCAACCAGAUGCUGGUGCAGCGCGCGGUGAGCGCGCCGGGGCUCGCGUCCGACUACUGCUUCGGUGCCACCACCACCACCGAGCCGACGAGCACCAGCAAUCGGAGCAGCAAGCGCAAGCGGCUCGACACCGAGGACUCCGAGAGCCCCAGCGAGGACGCCGAGUUUGAGUCCGCCGCCAUGGCAGCGCGCAAGCCGCCGCGGAAGCUGACGACGGCGAGGAGGAGCCGCGCCGCCGAAGUGCACAACCUCUCAGAGAGGAGGAGACGAGACAGGAUCAACGAAAAGAUGAGAGCCCUGCAAGAGCUCAUUCCUCACUGCAACAAGACUGACAAGGCGUCGAUGCUGGACGAGGCCAUCGAGUACCUUAAGUCGCUGCAGCUGCAACUGCAGGCGUUGCAGAUGAUGUGGAUGGGUAGCGGCAUCGCGGCGCCGCCGAUGAUGUUCCCCGGCGUGCACCAGUACUUACCGCGGAUGGGCGCCGCGCCGAUGCCGUCCAUGCCGCCGUUCAUGGCUCCGCAGCCGGUCGUGCCCAACGCGCCGGUGAACCCGGUGCCGCUCUCGCCGGGCUACCGGAGCCACGUGCCGGCGGUGGGCCUAACGGAGCCCUACGCGCACUACCUCGGCGUCAACCACCUGCAGCCGACUCCGUCGCAGCAUUACCCGCUGGGGGUGAAGGCCGUGCAGCAAAAUCCAACGCUUCAUGGAGUGUUGCACCCUGAAAGCGCUCCAAACUGAGGACCAGGAUAACUAACUGUAAAGGACAAGUUUGUGCUGAUCUUUUGACAAGUAUGAAAAAUAAGAAAGUGAACUGCACCCGCAAGAUGAAGCAGAGGAAAAGCUGAUGAAAUAACAAGGGGCAUUUCUUUAAUUCCCCCGUUUUUGAGAACUAUGCAGAAGAGUUAUCAAGUCACACGGAUCGAUCCCUUAACAUAUUGUAUUAACACAGCUUGAUUUUUGUUUAGUUGGUACUGUUGGGAUCGCUGCCUAUUGAUAUGGGUAAUCUCCUCUGCCCAUGCUCAUCUUUAGUUUACCUUCUCAAUUCUUCAGUUGAGAGUAGUUGAGACGGUUAAAAUUUUGCUUCUAUUUUGCUAUAUAGAUGCCAAGCAAAUGAGGAGUUUUCAAGAGCUUCAAAACUCCAGAAAAAAACUGUAAUUGUUGGUGUUUUAUGCUUUGUGCAGUUUCCAUUGUGCAGAAUAGAAGUGUUCACAGAGCAAAUAUUUUGUUGUUGUACUGCUGCUGAAAUUUUGUUCUCCAUUAUCAAUUUAGAUGUACCCUUAUAACAUGAUGUGUAUUUACUCCUGUAUCUUCAUAGUGUCCUUACGGUAUUAUUGUACACUAGGAUAGUAGGAUAUAACCUAGUGAUGUACACAUUACAACAUUGAACUCUAAGUUUUACCAAAUAAUGUUUAAUACCACCGAAAUAAUAGAUCCUCAACGUACACACUGUCCAGUUAAAAAAAUAAGUGACUGUAUGUGGUGCAUGAGAAAAGUGUAAAUUUGAGCAUUGAUAUCUUAUUGAAUAUUCAAAUUGCACACAUGAAAAUGAUCUAUGUAGAUUUAUCUCGAUAAGUGGUUCACAAAGUUAAAAUUUAACUGUGUUUUAUUAACAUAAGUCAAUGACAAAAGCACAUUUCAUGUAUUGUAUCGAUGUCCAAAACAAAAUUUAACUGACUUAACUGGCACUCAUUGAUCAAGAUGGGAUAACGGCUGAAAAAGG